CCCGUCAUGCACCGGUGUUUGAGCGGCACGGCGUCUCAACGUGUUCUGACCGUUCUGUCUCAGGGCAUGCAGCGCCUUGAUUGAGAUAAAAAUCAUUAACUCUGUGUGGAUUUUAAGCCGGUGGAUGAACUUAUAUAACUCCAGCUUUAUCUGAAAAGCGGAAUCGCGUCUAUUCGAGCGAGAUGUCUUUGGUUUGUGCGAUUUCCAACGAGGUGCCGGAGCACCCCUGUGUGUCUCCUGUCUCCAACCAAGUGUUCGAGAGGCGUCUGAUCGAGAAGUACAUCGCUGAGAACGGAGCCGACCCCAUCAACGGCCAGCCUCUGUCCGAAGAGCAGCUCAUCGACAUCAAGGUGUCUCACCCCAUCCGGCCGAAGGCUCCCUCUGCCACCAGCAUCCCUGCCAUCCUCAAAUCCCUGCAGGACGAGUGGGACGCAGUGAUGCUGCACAGCUUCACCCUGAGACAGCAGCUUCAGACGACCCGACAGGAGCUGUCCCACGCUCUCUACCAGCACGACGCCGCCUGCAGGGUCAUCGCACGCCUCACCAAAGAGGUCACCGCUGCCCGAGAGGCUCUGGCCACGCUCAAGCCUCAGGCUGGACUGGUGGCUCCUCAGGCGGCUCCUGCUUCCCAGCCGGCAGCUGUGGGAGCCGGCGGAGAGGCCAUGGAGGUCAGUGAACAGGUGGGCAUGACCCCGGAGAUCAUACAGAAGCUCCAAGACAAGGCCACCGUCCUGACCACCGAGAGAAAGAAGAGAGGAAAGACCGUGCCGGAGGAGCUGGUCAGAGCAGAGGAUCUCAGCAAGUAUCGUCAAGUGGCGUCCCAUGCUGGUCUUCACAGUGCCAGUGUGCCAGGAAUCCUCUCUCUGGAUCUCUGCCCAACAGACACCAACAAAGUCCUCACCGGUGGUGCGGAUAAGAACGUGGUGGUGUUUGACCGGCGAGAGGAGCAGAUUGUCGCCACCCUCAAAGGACACACUAAAAAGGUCUCGUCCGUCAUCUACCACCCCGGUCAGUCGGUGGUGUUCUCGGCGUCUCCGGACAGCACGAUCCGCGUGUGGUCGGUCACUGGGGGAAACUGUGUGCAGGUCAUCAGGGCCCACGAGGCAGGAGUCACCGGCCUCUCUCUGCACGCCACUGGAGACUAUCUGCUGAGCUCCUCUGAGGACCAGUAUUGGGCCUUCUCUGAUGUGCAGACUGGACGUGUGCUGACUAAAGUCACUGAUGAGACUGCUGGAUGUGCGCUGACCUGUGCUCAGUUUCAUCCCGACGGCCUGAUCUUCGGCACCGGCACAGCCGACUCGCAGAUUAAGAUCUGGGAUCUGAAGGAACGGACCAAUGUGGCGAACUUCCCCGGACACUCGGGUCCCGUGACGGCCAUCGCCUUCUCUGAGAACGGCUACUACCUGGCCACCGGUGCUCAGGACAGCUCACUCAAGCUGUGGGAUCUGAGGAAACUCAAGAACUUCAAGACCAUCACUUUGGACAACAAUUAUGAGGUGAAGUCUCUGGUGUUCGACCAGAGUGGGACAUAUCUGGCGGUGGGCGGCUCGGACAUCAGGGUGUACGUCUGCAAGCAGUGGUCCGAGGUGCUCAACUUCUCUGAUCACUCUGGCCUGGUGACCGGCGUGGCGUUCGGAGAACACGCUCAGUUCCUGGCCUCCACCGGCAUGGACAGAAGUCUCAAGUUCUACAGCCUGUGAUGAAGAUGAGGACGUGAACGCAUGCGCUCGGGCUCCCUCUGCUAAUCCGCUGUGUGUGUGUG
Messenger RNA from Rhinichthys klamathensis goyatoka, 1762 nucleotides. It is a transcript of the gene prpf19, whose product is annotated as pre-mRNA processing factor 19. NCBI's taxonomy places the organism in Eukaryota, Metazoa, Chordata, Actinopteri, Cypriniformes, Leuciscidae. Gene Ontology annotation, molecular function: protein binding; ubiquitin protein ligase activity. Gene Ontology annotation, biological process: DNA repair; protein ubiquitination; mRNA splicing, via spliceosome. The transcript is spliced from 16 exons. Gene Ontology annotation, cellular component: U2-type catalytic step 1 spliceosome; cytoplasm; Prp19 complex. Bases 183 to 1700 code for a protein of 505 amino acids. The record is from RefSeq and is a predicted model, not a curated record.